This is a messenger RNA of Sitophilus oryzae (rice weevil), 1606 nucleotides long. Its product is annotated as b(0,+)-type amino acid transporter 1-like. Gene Ontology annotation, biological process: amino acid transmembrane transport. Gene Ontology annotation, cellular component: membrane. NCBI's taxonomy places the organism in Eukaryota, Metazoa, Arthropoda, Insecta, Coleoptera, Curculionidae. The transcript has 9 exons. Bases 95 to 1456 code for a protein of 453 amino acids. The record is from RefSeq and is a predicted model, not a curated record. Gene Ontology annotation, molecular function: L-amino acid transmembrane transporter activity.
UAAUACAGUGGAGCAAGAUGCAACAAAAUCAAAACAAGUGGGACUCAAGAGAGAGCUGGGACUUUUCUCAGCUAUCAACUUGAUUCUAGCUGUCAUGAUCGGCUCUGGAAUAUUCGUAUCACCAGCAUCAGCCUUAAAAUACAGCGGAUCAGUGGGAAUGUGCAUAGUAGUAUGGACAGUAUGCGGCAUUGUUUCUUUAUUAGGUGCUUUAGCUUUUGCCGAACUUGGCACAGUGGUUCCACGGUCAGGUGCGGAGUUUGCCUAUUUCAUGGAUUCUUUUGGACCGCUGCACAAAUUUUGGGGUGCGUUGCCUGCGUUCCUGUAUUCCUGGCUCAUGGUGGUGAUAAUACGACCAGCUGAGAUUGCAGUCAUCAUAUUAACUUUUUCGGAGUACCUGUGUCAACCUAUUAUGGAUGCUCUCUCAAUAGAUGAUCCAUAUACAAGUGAAAAAGCAAUAAAAUCAAUAGCAAUCGUAGCUUUAGGUGUUAUGACGUACAUUAACGUAAGAAGUGUCAAACUCUACGUGAUAAUUCAGAAUGUAUUCGGUUCCUUCAAAGUUCUGGCCUGUUUGGUUGUCAUAUUCGGGGGAAUCUAUGAGCUGUGGUGCGGCAGAACGGAGAACCUGUUCAAAGGGUUCGAAGGUACAAGCUUUAGACCGAAAGAUGUCGCUUUAGCUUUUUAUAGCGGGCUGUGGGCUUACGACGGCUGGUGUACAGUAACAGUGGUAACUGAAGAAAUAAAGAGACCAGAAGUGAAUAUUCCCAGGAGCAUAGCUAUUAGUGUUCCCAUCGUUACCUUGCUCUAUGUGUUUAUGAACAUAGCUUACAUGACAGUGCUAUCCAUUCCAGAGAUGGUCGAUGCCAAAGCCGUGGCUGUUACAUUCGGUGAACGAGUAUUAGGACCAUUUUCUUUUAUAAUACCACUGGGUGUAGCUUUAAGUACCUUUGGCUGUGCUCUCAGUGUACAAUUUGGUGUUACAAGGCUAUGUUAUGUUGCUGGGCAAGAUGGAUUCAUGUUGGAGAGUUUCUCCUAUGUCCAUUAUCAAAGACACACUCCCUCUCCCGCUGUAGCAUUUCAAGGACUUGUAGCAUUUUUAUUCAUAAUUAGUGGAGACAUAGUGCAGUUGAUUGAGUUUGCCAGUUUUCUGAUCUGGAUGAGCUACGGAACAGCUAUGGUAUCAUUGUUGAUAUUGAGGAAAACGAAAAAAGAUGUGCCUAGACCUUAUAAGGUGCCUCUCUGGAUUCCAAUUUUCAUACUACUAGUUGCCAUAUAUCUUAGUGUGACACCGAUCCUCACAGAUCCAGAUCCUAUGUACCUGUUUGCACUAUUAUUUACACUCUCAGGAGUACCAAUCUAUUAUUGGUGUAUCUACAAAGGACAAAAACCUACACGAUUGUUAAAUAAGCUGACUUACUUGGUUCAAGUGUUAUUUGAAGUUGUACCUCCGGAUAGCUGAUAAUAUCUUAAUACGCGUAUAUUUCUUGAUAUUAAGUACCAUACCUGCCUGGAUGAUUGUCUGUGUUGAUAUUUUCGUCUACAGAAUAAGAUACUUUUUUUAUUUAUGUAAUUUAAGAGUCAAUUAUUAUAAACUAUGAUGAUGUAGUUA